GCCAAAACAAGGUCCAGAAAGCUGAAUAAAAAAAAGCUGAAAGCCAUUGGAAUAAAGCAAAGAAAUGGUUUAAAACGUUUAAAACACUCACAAUAAAAUGACCUUUCCAAAUCUGCAUUAGGUUUUUUUUUAAUCUACUGCGACUAAGAUUUUAGAGCUAUUUUUCCAUGGGGAAAUUCAUUCGAUUCCACGCUUUAUGUUGGAAUUCACAUGAUAUUCUCCAUGAUAUAAAAAAAAACUUGAUUACUGUCCAUGACGUCAUCAGUUGUUGAAGUUCCAGACAAAUUGUCCGACCCGGCAAACGAAGAAAUUGUUUAAACUGCAAAAGAAUCCCAAUGGGUAAGGUUCUGUUGGAAGUUUGUGUGGAUUCCGUUGAAUCUGCCAAGGAAGCUGCGAAAGGAGGGGCGGGAAGGAUUGAAUUAUGUUCAGCUCUGAGUGAAGGUGGCUUGACACCAACAGUUGGACUUCUGAAAAUUGUUAAACGCACUAUUGAGCCUAAAAUUCCUGUUUUCGUCAUGCUGCGUCCUCGACGAGCUGACUUCUGCUUCAGUCCUGAAGAAAUUGAAGUGAUUCUGCUGGAUAUGGAAGUAUUGAGAGAAAAUGGAGCGGAUGGUUUUGUCUUUGGCGCUCUUACGGCUGAGGGAUCAAUUGAUGUGAUCAAUUGCAGGAGGGUCAUAGAAGCUGCUGGGAAUCUUCCGGUGACUUUCCAUCGAGCUUUUGAUGUGACAAAUGAAGUGGACUCUGAGAAAACAUGUACUGAAAUUGCUGAUCUUGGUUUCAAGAGGCUCCUCACAAGUGGCUUUCAAGCUUCAGCGGAAGCUGGUUUGAAGCAGAUCAAAAAGCUCAAUGAGAUGUUUCAUGAGCGGUUGAUCAUCAUGCCUGGAGCUGGGAUUAAUGAGAGAAAUGUUAAGAAAAUUGCCGAUGAAUGCAAAUGCAGGGAAAUCCAUGCUUCCGCGAGAAUUCCAAAGAAUCAAUUGACAACCUCGGGGAUCUCCAUGGGAGGAGGAACUGCUGAUCUACAACCUCUAAUGGUCACCAGCUCUGGAGUUGUUGGAAAAAUGAUAGAAAUUCUGGGAAUGUGAUUUGUAGAUAUAUUUUUUUCCUCAUUUUCUCUUGGAUUGUGUUAGGUCAUUACAAAAUUUGUUAAACUACCAUAAAUUGAUAAAUUUUUUUUCAUCUUC
Messenger RNA from Phlebotomus papatasi, 1181 nucleotides. RefSeq names its product copper homeostasis protein cutC homolog. The transcript has 2 exons. NCBI's taxonomy places the organism in Eukaryota, Metazoa, Arthropoda, Insecta, Diptera, Psychodidae. Gene Ontology annotation, molecular function: copper ion binding. The coding region runs from base 336 to 1082 and encodes 248 amino acids. The record is from RefSeq and is a predicted model, not a curated record.